Messenger RNA from Nakaseomyces glabratus, 1632 nucleotides. RefSeq names its product Gip2p (gene GIP2). Gene Ontology annotation, molecular function: protein phosphatase 1 binding; glycogen binding. The record is from RefSeq and is a predicted model, not a curated record. NCBI's taxonomy places the organism in Eukaryota, Fungi, Ascomycota, Saccharomycetes, Saccharomycetales, Saccharomycetaceae. Gene Ontology annotation, cellular component: protein phosphatase type 1 complex. Gene Ontology annotation, biological process: regulation of glycogen biosynthetic process.
AUGACUUAUAUAAGGGCGGGUGCUGUGCCGCUGCAGGAGAAGAGCCCGAGGGAGAAGCACACCGCGAACGUGUACGCCGGGAAAAUGAACGGUGCCAUAGUGGGCGGGUCCGGGAAGCUCACGUCCUUGCAGUUUCUGCACAAGCCGCAGCGGGUCUCGCAGCUCAACAAGGACAGGUUCCCCGAGGAGGAGCUGCUCAGGAACACCCAGCUGAACAAGAACCUGCACCAGGUGGACUCGAACUACAGGGAGUACAGCCAAGGGCCCGGCGACGGCGGGGCCUCAGAGCGCCAGCAGGCGCGAGACGACCUCAUACCGCUCUCGCCGAAGUCUACGCUCCCCGAGCUGGACACGAACAUGCUCGACAACACCCUGGACAGCGACAACAGCAGCAACGACCUCGCACCAUUCUCACCUCCUGUGUAUAAGAAGUCCGGUGAGCCGGUGAAGAGCGUGCUGAAGAGGAGGUCUAAGUCGCUGCCGGGUACCCCGGGCCUCAACACCUCAAUGCACGGCGCCAGUCCUCCGAACAAGCUGAUGAGAAGCAAGAGUGUGCACUUCGACCAGACGGCGCCUGUGCGCUACUUCAACGAGAACGAGAGGCCCAUCGACGUCUCAAACGCGGACAUAUACCAGCAAUACGGCGCGUACCUGAAUGAGUACGGUAUAGAAGAUAGAAGAAAAGCCGGUAGGGCAGGAGGAUUGUCGGCCAUGAUGCAGGAAAUGUCGCUAGACGACAAGACCAAGGAGAGGCUGCGUGCGCUCGAGCUCGAGUCCAAGAGGGUGGACGAAGGGUAUGACUCUACCAUUGCUGCAGGUGGCCAAGGCAACGCUGGUCCGAAGCUAAGGAAGAGUAAACGGUUUCAUGCGAUCAAGAAGAAAGAUAAAGAUAACGAAAACAACAAGGAGAAUGUGUCUAAUCCGAACUCCACACCAUCUUCAGCGAACUCCAGUAGCACCUCGCUCAGAGACAUGGGCACGGCCGCAAACCAAGGGAACACACCAUACAGCAACUAUAGAACGGACAGCGGAGCCUCGGUGUCCAAUGGUGGUUCCAUGUUCAACGGGUCGUACUCUGGGAAGCAGCAGCAACGGGUUGUGGGGCUAUACAACGAGAAUUUCCCUAUCCUGAGUAACAAGAACCCGAAGAGCCUGAAGUUGAACAUCUUCAUCAACCUCUCGCAAGGGAAGGAGGUGUUCUUGCAGGAGUUGUCGCUGCAUAUUCACAGGGAGAGGGCAUUCUACAGCCCCGGCAGUGGUGUGGACAUAGGCACUCCGAUAAACACACGUUUGCUGAGCGGGCGUGUGCUCGUCAAGAACAUAUUCUUCGACAAGAGGGUGCUGAUACGGUACACCUGGGACCGCUGGCGGAACGUCCAGGACGUGGAAGGCGUGUGGGUCAGCAGCGCACAGGGACUGGUGCCCGGCGGCGCCGCCAUGGACGUCUUCCACUUUGUCAUCGACGACGCCACCAAGUGGGAGGGCAAAGCCAGCCUCGAGUUCUGCAUACAGUACACCACAAGAGACGACACCCAGAGACUAGAGUUCUGGGACAACAACUGCGGCAAGAACUACUGCGUGGACCUGGUCAUGGACGGCUUCAGAAACCCCUUCGCAAACGCUCUCAAGUAA